Messenger RNA from Physeter macrocephalus (sperm whale), 6350 nucleotides. It is a transcript of the gene KCNJ2, whose product is annotated as potassium inwardly rectifying channel subfamily J member 2. Gene Ontology annotation, cellular component: plasma membrane. The record is from RefSeq and is a predicted model, not a curated record. The transcript has 3 exons. Gene Ontology annotation, molecular function: inward rectifier potassium channel activity. The coding region runs from base 382 to 1698 and encodes 438 amino acids. Gene Ontology annotation, biological process: regulation of monoatomic ion transmembrane transport; potassium ion import across plasma membrane. NCBI's taxonomy places the organism in Eukaryota, Metazoa, Chordata, Mammalia, Artiodactyla, Physeteridae.
UGGAGCCCCGGCCAGCGCGCAGCCCGCCCGGCGCCGGCAAGCUGGGUCUUGGGAAUGCUGGUUCGCCCUGGCUCGCUCGCUUGUACAAACUCCUGGAUCUUACAUGCCUCUGUAACCCCUCACUUCCACUCCAUGUCCCCAUGUUCCUGCGCCGGCAACAGGACCUGUUCUCUGGAUGUCAGCUGAGUUACUAAGGUGACUCUGCACGCCAGGAGAGAGACCUUGGUAGAAAGCACCUCAAGGCUCUUGGAGACCCCCGUCUCUCCUUCUUUUCUGUGUGUGUGGGUCUUCACUGAACAUUCAAACCUGUUUCUCCAAAGGGUUUUGCAAAAACUCAGACUGUUUUCCAAAGCAGAAGCGCUGGCGUCCACAGCAGAAGUGAUGGGCAGUGUGCGCGCCAACCGCUACAGCAUCGUCUCUUCGGAGGAGGACGGCCUGAAGCUGGCCACCCUGGCGGUGGCCAACGGCUUUGGGAACGGGAAGAGUAAAGUGCACACUCGCCAGCAGUGCCGGAGCCGCUUUGUGAAGAAGGACGGCCACUGCAACGUGCAGUUCGUCAACGUGGGCGAGAAGGGCCAGCGGUACCUGGCGGACAUCUUCACCACGUGUGUGGACAUCCGCUGGCGGUGGAUGCUGGUAAUCUUCUGCCUGGCUUUCGUUCUCUCCUGGCUGUUUUUCGGCUGCGUGUUUUGGUUGAUAGCGCUGCUCCACGGGGACCUGGACGCGUCCAAGGAGAGCAAAGCGUGCGUGUCCGAGGUCAACAGCUUCACGGCCGCUUUCCUCUUCUCCAUCGAGACGCAGACCACCAUAGGCUACGGCUUCCGCUGCGUCACAGACGAGUGCCCCGUGGCCGUUUUCAUGGUGGUCUUCCAGUCCAUCGUGGGCUGCAUCAUCGACGCCUUUAUCAUCGGCGCGGUCAUGGCCAAGAUGGCCAAGCCCAAGAAGAGAAACGAGACCCUGGUCUUCAGCCACAAUGCCGUGAUCGCCAUGAGGGACGGCAAGCUCUGUCUGAUGUGGCGGGUGGGCAACCUUCGGAAGAGCCACCUGGUGGAAGCUCACGUGCGAGCACAGCUCCUCAAAUCCCGGAUCACUUCCGAAGGGGAGUACAUCCCCCUGGAUCAAAUAGACAUCAACGUCGGCUUUGACAGCGGCAUCGACCGCAUAUUUCUGGUGUCCCCCAUCACCAUCGUCCACGAGAUAGACGAGGACAGCCCCUUAUACGAUCUGAGCAAACAGGACAUCGACAACGCGGACUUCGAGAUCGUGGUGAUCCUCGAAGGCAUGGUGGAAGCCACGGCCAUGACCACGCAGUGCCGGAGCUCGUACCUGGCCAACGAAAUCCUCUGGGGCCACCGCUACGAGCCCGUCCUCUUCGAGGAGAAGCACUACUACAAGGUGGACUAUUCGAGGUUCCACAAGACUUACGAAGUACCCAACACUCCCCUUUGUAGUGCCAGGGACUUAGCAGAGAAGAAAUACAUCCUCUCCAACGCUAACUCCUUUUGCUAUGAAAAUGAGGUUGCCCUCACAAGCAAAGAGGAAGAAGACAGUGAAAACGGGGUCCCAGAGAGCACGAGUACGGACACGCCCCCUGACCUAGACCUUCACAACCAGGAGGAAGAAGACAGGGGAAGAAGAAUUCACACACACACGAUAGAAACAUCUUUUCUUUCCUUCGAGGUGGUGCCAGCCAGGUGAACGCAUACGACGUUGAGAGACGGUGAUGUGCCCUUAGAUUUUUUUCUGGGUUUUUCCAUUUUUUUGCACAUUCCAAAAUUUAUUCCAGAAGACAAGACCUGGGUUGAAAUGAGUCACCAUCCUUGACGCUGAGCCAUCCAACUUGAAAGAUCAAUAGGUUUAUACCCCUGCGGCUGAAUUCCUUGCCCUGACAGCUGGUACAUCUGCAGCUUGACUUCAUCUUCCAAAAGAUGCCAUGCCUGGCCUCUAGGCUGGCUCUUACGAUCAGGCUGUCUGGACUGAGUCCUACAGCAUCCGAGGGGGCUGUGAAUGCCCAAGUGGGAAGGUGGGAAGAUGCAGAAGAGCCAUUUUGAUGUAGCUCAUCAGCUCAAGUAUUCAGGAGGGAGGGGAACAUUGCUUUUUUUUUUUUUUUUUUUUUUUUCCUAAUGGUACAGAGUAGGAAUGAAAAUGUCUCAGUAAUUUAGGGUCAACAAGAGCCAUAAAAAUUCUAACAGAAUCACAAGUAAAGGAGACAAUGAUCUACAAGGGUCCUUUUCCCCUUGAUGGAUGCACACUCAUGAUUGAAUCUGAGCUGAUCCCUUUCGCCCGUGGAGCCCUAGAGCAGGCUACUUAGGGCACAUUGUUUUCCAGAAGCCUCUCCUGCCUGGCUGCCUGACUUGCUAGAAACAUUUUGUUUUGUUUUGUUUUCCGCUCUAGCUCAACAUAAUGGAACUCUCUUUUGGUUUAAAGUUCCUUAUUUGUGAAUUCUGGGGUUGCUGACUUUUCAUUUUAAUUGGCGUCUCAAAAUCAACUCUCUUACGGUAUUAUAUCCCUGUAUGCCAUUAAAAAACAGCUUGUUCUAGAAUCCUGUAUUUUGUAAACUGUUGUCUGUGAUGGUCUCUGGUUCUUGAACAGCCAUAUCUGAAUGCGGUGCCUGCAAUAAUCGGACAGUCUCUGCCGUUCUCAGCCUUCAGAGUCGAUGGGUUUGAACACUGUGGAGUUAUUUUCACUGAAACCAAGUUAGAGGUAUUAAGCAAGUGGGUGUUAUUUUAAGUCCAAACUUAAAGGCAGAUUAGGGAAGUUGUUUAGAGAGUCGGAGGGAUUGCGGGGACACAGAAUUUACAUUCCUCUGUAAAUGGCAAAUGUUCGGCCAUUGACAGAGGAUGUUGACGGUUUCAGCUGCUGCUAUUUCGAUAUUUUUGCAAAGGAAAAUAAUCAAACCAAAGAGUAUUCAGUGGUCUGUAAAUUAAAUGAAGAUUCAGUGGAGAAUGGGGGUGACCACAGAAAAGGCACCUUCCCAUCACACAGCUCUGCCACUUAAAAAGACUUGAGAUAUUUGAAAGGGGGUGGGUAGGGGGCAAGAAUGAGGGAGGGAACUCUUGCAACUUCUUUCUGAAAAAGAGAAAAAAAAAUCUAAAAUUUCUGGUGCACAGGUUUGUUUGUUUUUUUUUUUUCAAGAAAAUUUUGCAGAAGCUAUGUUUUUAAAGUGUACAUUUUAUAAAGUUUAUCAGAUAUUUUCAUAUUUAAAGCCAAAUGUAAAUAGAAGUCUGUAAAGGGAAAAAAAUUGCCAUAGAAAGUAUAAUUUCAGUGCAGCAAUCUCUGAGAGCUAGUACCUAUAUGCUACCGGUUAGCAUGGUUUUAGCAAAUAUUUACCAGCCUUAUAAGGUUCGUGUUGCUAUGUUCUUCUGUUAUUUAUUUCAGCAUGGACUGUUGAUUUGAAAGCUUUUUCUAGUUAUUAGUAUUUUCACAGUUACAAGCUUUAAAUGGCAAUUUUUUUUUUUUUUUUUUUUGUCAAGAGCCAAGACACAGGUAAUGCACAACGGUUUUGGUUUUGGUUUUGUUUUGUUUUGUUUUUUUUGCUGCAUUUUACCUUCAAAACAUUUGUCAUUGACUGGGUUUCCUUCAUUAGUGCACACAUGUCAUUAGAAUGCAGGUUGAAGAGACUCACUGUGAAUAUCUGGGGUCUGUUCCGGGAUCUGUGUUGGCGUCUCCGUGACAAGCAAACCCCCACUGAAUUUACUUAGGAAUUAUUCCCUUUUAAAGAAUUUUUGCCCAUAUCUGGAUGGGCAUUAUAUUUUUGGGAGGAGGACCAGAUUCCUGGUUAUCCUAUUUUUAAAGAAAAGGUAGACAAAGUGAAUUCUAUUUUGAUUAUUGAGAAAGGAAUAGUUUUCUAUCCCUCUAAGAGUAUACUUGAAUCAGACAUUUUAAGGAUGUCACCCAUAACUCUGAAACCAUUUCCAAAUUCCUGGUGAAAGUUCGUUUUAUCUUUUUUUUUUUCAAUUCUGUCAAUGCAUUAUUUCUUCCCUUCACUUCCUUUCUUCCCUGUCAACUCCCACCUCAAACCUUGAUGUUUAUUCAGUGAGUUCUGUCCCCUAAAUCAUGUCCCUCUUACAGAAAACAAAUGUUGGUUCAUAUUUGAUGAUAAGCCACUCAGUAAAGGUAAAAUCUUGUUCUGAGAAACAGAGUGAGUGUUUUUUCACUCUGUGUCCAAUAAUGUUAAGGUAAAAAAAAAGAAAAAAAAAAAAAAAGCGUUGCCUAGUCACUCACUCCCAACUAGAAUCCCUUUUCUAGUUAUGUUGGGUUUCAGCUCUGGGCUGCGGUGAAUUGAACAAUCCCGGCCUUUGACAAUCGUGAGAGUUAUUAUUUUCCCGUUUGCUGUCUUUUUGUAUCUAAAGUCUUCCUAAUGUACUGCACAAACCAUGGAUUGUACAUAUUUUUAUAUAUUAUGUCUUAUUUUAUUAUUUCUAAAUAAAAAAUAAAAAAUUGAAAACAAAUCAGUGCAAGAAUCUUUGGGCUUCCUGUAUGGUUACUGUAGCAUCCCUGAGACAGAAAGCAAAGGUUCCCAAACAAGAGGGCAUAAACCCUGAUAGUUUGGAUAAAUAGAGCCGUAGAAAUCACCGAAACAGGUGGGAGGUGGCAGAUUACUUUAAUCCAGGUAAGAGGAAGUCAAGCUCAUCUUUUGUUUUUGGACAGAAUGGCCUAGAUAGAAAAGACCGAGAAACAAGCAAACAAAACUAACAAAACGUGUAAGGUUUAGAUUUUGAGUCUCUAUGUAACGACAGAAGUUGCUCUUUAUUGAGCCUAACUGGGUAGGGUUCUGGCUUUCGAUUAUUUCAUUCCCCUGAAACCAAAUCAGGUUAUUAUAGUCUCGUGUAAUAGAUCAGAGUUGGCAAAUAUGUCCCCUAAAAGGCCAGAUAGUAAAUAUUUUUGGCUUUGUGGAACAGUCUUUGUCAGAACUAUGCACCUCUGCCCUGGUACUACAAAAGCAGCCACGGAGAAUACAAAAACAAAUGGUGCGGCUGUCUGUCAAUAAAACUUUACUUAUACAAACAGCUGGUGGGCCAGAUUUGGCACAUGGUCUAUAAUGUAUUGACCUCUGUUAUACAGGAAGAAACUGAGGCUGGAUUUUAAAGCUAAUAAAUCAUCGAGCGGGUAUUCAAAUUCAGGUUUUAUGAGCUUCUAAAUUUAGCUUAAUCCACUAAGCUAUAGAGCGUAUCAGGGCACCAAGGUACCAAGGAUCUGUGGUCUCAGAGAAAAUGUCAGUUCCUCUGGCAAAUUUCAAAUAGCUUAACUGUUUUCCACCAUUGGAAACACUGAGGAAAAUCCCCAUCCUGAAAUAUGGGUUGCUCCUUAAUACUUUUCCUUUAACAAAUAUUUUGCUUUUAAUGAAGCCCUUACUAUGUUUCGAAGAUGGUUCUACAUUCUUUAUGAGUAUUGAAUAAUUUAAUCUUAAGAGCAACCCUAUGGAGUGUGCGUGAUUAUUAUCCCUAUUUAAGAAAUGAGGGGACUUCCCUGGCGGUCCAGUGGUUAGGACUCUGCUACCACUGCAGAGGGCCCGGGUUUGAUCCCUGGUUGGGGAACUAAGAUCCCACAAGCCAUGCGGUGCGGCCAAAGAAAAACAAAAACAGGAAAUGAGGUCACUGAGGCCCAGAGGUUGAGUAUCUCGCGUAAGCACACACAGCUAGUAAGUGUUAGAGCUGAGCUUUAAACGGAGGCCAUAUAAUUUGCAGCAACAUGGAUGGACCUAGAGAUGAUCACACUGAGUGAAGCAAGCCAGACAGAGAGAGACAAGCACCAUAGGAUAUCGUUUAUAGGUGGAAUCUAAAAUAUGACACAAAUGAACUUAUCUAUGAAACACAAACAGACUCACGGACAUAGAGAACAGACUGGUGGUUGCCAAGGGGGGAGGUGGGGAGGGGAUGGAGUGGGAGUUUGGGGUCAGCAGGUGCAAACUCUUGUACACAGGAUGGAGAAACAACAAGGUCCUACUAUAUAGCACAGGGAACUGUGUUCAGUCUCCUGAGAUAAACCAUAAUGGAAAAGAAUAUGAAAAAGAAUGUGUACAUAUGUAUAACUGAAUCACCUUGCUGUACAGCAGAAAUUAACACAACAUUGUAAACCACCUAUAUUUCAAUUUAAAAAAUAAACGGAGGCCAUUUAGCACUGGGCUGAGCUUUUUAUCAUUGUUCUACGCUUUCCAUUCGGAGGCAUUCUUGGGAAAAGUUUCAUCAUUUCGUUUCAGGCCUCUCUGCUUCUCAGUUUUCAUUCUCCUCGGUGAUGAAAAUGUAUUCUUUUUCUCCGCAUAGGAUACUAUACAUGAGCACAGUGUCCCCACCUCCUUCAUAACCUGCUCUACAAUUGCUCCCUUGAUUCCUGAGGAGAGAGGACAACUC